Messenger RNA from Saitoella complicata NRRL Y-17804, 2394 nucleotides. RefSeq names its product putative trehalose-6-phosphate synthase/trehalose phosphatase. Gene Ontology annotation, cellular component: alpha,alpha-trehalose-phosphate synthase complex (UDP-forming); cytosol. The record is from RefSeq and is a predicted model, not a curated record. The transcript has a single exon. The coding region runs from base 1 to 2394 and encodes 797 amino acids. Gene Ontology annotation, biological process: fungal-type cell wall organization; trehalose biosynthetic process; cellular response to heat. Gene Ontology annotation, molecular function: catalytic activity. Lineage: Eukaryota; Fungi; Ascomycota; Saitoellomycetes; Saitoellales; Saitoellaceae.
AUGGUUCCCGAGGCUGCCAAGCCGUCUGGUAGGGUCAUUCACGCGGUCCAGGCUAUCCCAUUCGAGUGCUACCUCGACAAGGAAUCAAAUUGGUCACUCAAGGCCCGUCGCGGAAAUUCCGCACUGUACUCUGCGAUUCGCUGGUUGGGCGCCGAGACGAAUUGGGAUACCCUUCUCGUUGGAUGGACGGGUGAGAUCAAGCAGGCGAGUCAAACUGGUUUGCCUGUAGACGAUAACGUCGAGGUCUCUGUUUCUGCUGAACAGAAGGAGGGGUUGACGCAGGCUUUGAAGAAGACGGAUAAGAAGGAGCAGGAGAUCGUUCCAAUUUGGAUGUUGAAGGAUGGUGAGGGAGAGUCAGUUACGAAGCAGAAGAGGUACAGGGAGUAUGCCGAGAACCUCCUUUGGCCGCUUUUCCAUUACAUUGUUUGGUCUGAGGUUACUGAUGGCCGUAAGGAGAAGAUUUGGUGGAAGGAGUACAUCAAGUUCAACCAGAUCUUUGCCGACAAGAUUGUGGAGAUUUACCAGCCUGGAGACGUGAUUUGGGUUCACGAUUACCACCUUCUUCUUCUCCCGCAGAUGCUUCGUCAGAAGUUGCCUCAUGCGUUUAUUGGCUCGUUCUUGCAUGCGCCUUUCCCUUCGUCAGAGUACUUCCGCUGUCUGCCACAGAGGAAGGAACUGCUUGAGGGUAUGCUUGGUGCGAACAUGCUCGGAUUCCAGACCUACUCUUACAGCCGUCACUUUAUUUCGUCGUGUACGCGCGUUCUUGGAGUCGAAUCUACUGCGCACGGUGUAGAUGCUCACGGUGCCCGUGUCGCGGUUGAGGUCUUCCCCAUUGGUAUCGAGACCACCCGUGUUGAGAGGGAAAUGCACCUCCCUGGCGUUCAGCCCAAGAUGGAGACCAUUCGCGACCUCUACGCCGGAAAGAAGAUCAUCGUCGGUCGUGACCGCCUGGAUGCCGUCCGUGGUGUUACGCAAAAGUUGCAGGCGUUCGAGCGCUUUUUGGAGUCGUACCCCGAGUGGCGCGGAAAGGUCGUUUUAAUUCAGGUUACUACGCCGGCUGGAUACCCCUCUACUAAGGUCGAGCGUCGUGUUUCGGAUUUGGUUGCGCAUAUUAACGGAACGUACGGUUCGCUUCAUUUCACGCCCGUGCACCAUUACCACCAGACUCUCGAUACCGAGGAGUACUUUGCCCUCUUGAGGGUUGCUGAUUUGGGUCUCAUUACCUCCGUCCGCGACGGUAUGAACACCACUUCGUUGGAGUACGUCGUUUGUCAGAAGGAGAAUGCCGGCCCUCUUAUUAUUUCUGAGUUCUCCGGUACUGCCGGUUCGUUGGGUGAUGCUAUUCACGUUAACCCAUGGGACUUUGCUGGUACCGCUAAGGCCAUCAACGAGGGUCUUUCCAUGUCUGAUGCGGACAAGAAGACCCGUCAGGAGGCUUUGUACAGGAAAGUUACUGCGCAUUCCAUGCAGGCAUGGUGCUCUACGUUCUUGAAGCGUUUGUUUGCGAACGUCACCAGCUUCGACGUCUCUUCGCAAACUCCUGCGCUCGACAGGGCUCUCGUCAUUGACACUUACAAGAAGGCGCAGAGACGUUUGUUGAUGUUUGACUAUGAUGGUACUCUGACGCCGAUCGUGCGUGAUCCCGCAGCUGCUGUUCCUACGGAUAAGAUGUUGCGUUCCCUCAAGCUUCUUGCUGCCGAUCCCAAGAACCAGAUUUGGAUCAUCUCUGGGCGGGAUCAGAAGUUCUUGGAGGAGUGGAUGGGUGAUAUUCCCGGACUCGGUUUGUCUGCCGAGCACGGAUCUUUCAUUCGUAAGCCUCGAUCGGAGGAGUGGAUCAACCUUACCGAGAAGCUGGAUAUGUCUUGGCAGAAGGACGUCAUUGAUAUCUUCCAGUACUUCACUGAGAGAACUCAGGGAUCGUUCAUUGAGAAGAAGAGGUGUGCGGUGACGUGGCAUUACCGCCGUGCGGACCCUGAGUAUGGUGCUUUCCAGGCUCACGAAUGUCAGGCUCAUUUGGAGUCUGUCGUUACCUCCAAGUUGCCCGUUGAGGUCCUUAUCGGCAAGGCCAACCUCGAGGUCAGACCCGAGUCUAUCAACAAGGGUGAGGUUGUCAAGAAUCUCGUUGACGCCUACGGUGCCGAGGCGCCUGACUUCGUCUUCUGUGCCGGUGACGACAAGACUGAUGAAGACAUGUUCCGGGCGCUGAGAAUCGCGGAUACGGUCAAGAACGAGCACUCCUUCCCCACCACUGUCGGUCCUUCGAGCAAGAUCUCUUUGGCUAGCUGGCAUGUGAAUGAGCCCCAUGAUAUUGUGCAGAUCAUUGGUGUUUUGAGCGGGAGUGUGAACGAGAGUGCGAUUCAGCAGAAGGCGGCUGCUGCGACGGAAGCGGAGUAA